Penicillium angulare is the source of this 3318-nucleotide messenger RNA. RefSeq names its product phosphatase family protein. Bases 1 to 3318 code for a protein of 1105 amino acids. NCBI's taxonomy places the organism in Eukaryota, Fungi, Ascomycota, Eurotiomycetes, Eurotiales, Aspergillaceae. The record is from RefSeq and is a predicted model, not a curated record. Gene Ontology annotation, molecular function: phosphatidylinositol-4,5-bisphosphate 5-phosphatase activity. The transcript has a single exon. Gene Ontology annotation, biological process: phosphatidylinositol dephosphorylation.
AUGACCGCCAAAGACCAGAACGCGGGGUUGCCUCCCGCAUCAGACCCGAAGGAUUAUGAUUCGGAAGAUAUCGAGGACAUUCAAGACCCUGCGAAGGAUAUAAUGUCUUUAACGCGUGUCGUUAAAGCAAGAAAAGCCGAGUUUACCCGCCGGCGCACGAUUCGAGUGAAGGUCGGGACAUGGAAUGUCGCAGCCAUUAAUGGCACAGAGAAAGAUAUUGGGAAGUGGUUCGUUCAAGGUCAAGGGGUGUGUGAGAAGCUCUCUGGGGUUAAGGGGGAGCAAACUGAACACGCGGGAAGCAAAAGCUCAUCUGCUUCCAGUGAGGCGGAGGAACAUGAAAGAGAGAAGAAGAAGCCAUUCCACACCAGCCCAGAGGAGGUGGAUCUAUAUGUACUGGGGUUGCAAGAGGUUGUGGAUGUUUCAUCUCCCGCCGAGGCUCUUCGACCCUUUACAGACUCUGGACCAGCAAAUCGAUGGAAAGAGGCUGUUCACCAAGCACUACCUCCCGGAUACAAGCUCGUCUCUGAAGUCCAGCUGAUUGGCCUUCUGCUGCUUAUUUAUGCUUCGCCUUCAAUUGGAGAGAGCGUAUCUUCAGUCAGUAGUACCUAUGUUGGAACCGGGCUCAUGGGAUAUAUGGGUAAUAAGGGUGCUGUUGCGACUCGUCUCGUGCUUGGCGAAACAACUCGUCUGGUUUUCGUUAAUAGUCAUCUUGCAGCUGGCUCUGAUAAGGGUAGCCUGGAACGACGCAAUUGGGAUGCUUCUCAAAUUGCAUCGCGUGCAAAGUUUGAACCGGUUGAAGGUGAAAAGGGAGCGGGAGACGAUGCUUUCGAUAGUAUCGGUGACGAGGACUUUACAUUCUGGUUCGGCGACCUUAACUAUCGCCUUGAUGAUAUGCCCGGAAAUGACGUGCGACAAGUAUUACAGCGUCAUACAGUCAAUGCAUACGAUGCUGAGUUCCAAGAAACAAAAAAGUCGGGCAAUCGUCGAGGCUCUACAGUCGAUCCUGAUGAGCAGCCAUCGCUAUCAUCGCUACCAGAGAAUGAAUUACCGGAACCUGUGACUGACGAGGAGAUUGAUCCUCAUAAUGAUCCUGCAUCGCUGCAAACAACAAUCUCCUCUUUGUUUGUGCAUGACCAGUUGCGAGUUCAACAAAAACUAGGCACUGCGUUUCAUAAAGGAUGGAGAGAAGGUCAAAUCACCUUCUUGCCUACCUACAAAUACGACAUUGGCAGUGUCGCUAUGUUUGAUACAAGUGAAAAAAGUCGUGGUCCUAGCUGGUGUGAUCGAAUCCUCUAUCGUACUCGCCGAGAUAAAGUUAAACAUGAAAAACUUGAGAAGGAAAGUGAGGCAGCUCGAAAAAGAGAUCAAGAGAUGGAGGCUCAAGGUCUUGACAAGGCCGUCGCGGAUGAUAACGUGCUUUUCGACUACGAUCCUGAGGUUGAUGGAGCGGACGCAAAUGGCAGUGUGGAGGAGUACAUUUCGGAUGAGGAACGCGCUGACGUGUCUUCGGUGGCGUCUGAAGAUUCACCAGAUGAUCCUAUUCGUCUGAACCAUUAUGUCUCACAUCAAGGAAUCUUAUCUUCAGACCAUAAGCCCUUAGAAGCGGUCUUCACAAUAACAUAUGAUGCAGUCAACCCUGAUCUUAAGGCCAAGGUUCACCAGGAGGUGGUUCGCGAAUUAGACAAGGCAGAAAAUGAAGGUCGGCCUGGACUGACUGUUGUGGUGGAUGUUCCUCAUCACGAACAAGGGAAAGAACGAGAUCCUGACGCUGUCGACUUCGGUGAUGUGCCCUACAAUGUGACUGUUCAUCGAAGCAUAACGAUUGCAAACACGAGUGGUGCGAAAGCUACCUUCCACUUCGCAGAGAGGCCAAGUCUGAGUGAUGAGCAUAAGACUGAAACGCCUUCGUGGCUCGGCGUUCAGAUUGAACGUCCAUCAGAAGAUCAUGCUAAGCAACCGGCUAUUGCGGCUACUGGGAAGCCUUAUACUCUACUCCCAGGCGAAGUGGCCAAUGUCGAUAUCACUGCUCACGUUCACAACAUCGAGCAUGUCCGACUUUUAAACCUGAAGAAAGUCAAACUGGAGGAAAUAUUGGUUCUUCAUGUUGACAAUGGUCGCGAUCACUUUAUCUCUGUUUCUGGCCACUGGCUUCCGACCUGCUUCGGGUGCAGUAUAGAUGAGCUGACCCGCAUGCCUGAAGAAGGUGCUCGCAGCCUCGACGCAGAGGGCAAAUCUCACCCAUCAGAGUCAGAAACAGAAGUGCGACUAUCUGCACCUCGUGAACUGUUCCGAUUGACAGAGGCGAUAUCUGAAUUGGCCGAGCGUGCCGUAGCCGAGUGGAGCAUGACCAAGGGCGACUCCGGAGAAGAGGCACCUUGGAGUGCCAAUCCAUCAGGAACCAGUUGGCCUUUCCAACCCGAAACCUGGAGUCUGCGUGACCCCUACGAACGCUCAGUUCUUUCCGCCUCCGUCUGUGAAGCGCUCGACACUAAUCAAUCCUUAACAACCAUCUUCGCACCGGAAGUUCCAUCCCUUCACCGUCUAGAGAUUCUAUCCGGCACACUCCUGACAUUCCUCAACUCUUUAAGCGAUGGCAUUAUCACCGCGUCUGUUUGGCAAAAAAUGGAGCAGCAAAUCAUUGCCCGCGAAAAAUCAAAGGCUCCCCCAAGAUCGUGGGAAGAAACUCAAGCUUGGGUCUUAGAAAGUCUCGCCUAUUCCCCCGCCCACAGCGUUUCAUUUACUUUCGUUACUUUCAUGCUCGCUCGCAUCGCCAACGAAGUCGCCCCAGUGCCUUCUGUAGCUCAGCAACCCACACCGCCGCCAACUUCAAGUUCCAAAAAUCCACCUGAUCUGACAAAGUCCAAGGAUAAAAAACAAGCUAGUAAAGACCCCGAAGAUUCGAACCAAGCCGAUAAGAACAAGGAGAAUGAGAAGGAGAAGGAGAAUGGGAAUGAGAAGGAGAAUGAGAAAGAAAACGAGAAUUCAAAAUACAAUCUCCCUAAGCCUCCCACCCCAGCCUCGGCCGCGGCUUUCAUCUCAGCAGGAAGCUUUAGACGCAAAAACCGUUCUUCCAGCUCCUCCGAGUCACCGGCUCAACCAUCAUCUUCAUCACCUCAAAAGUCCGCUGCAACCAGGCGUCAAGCGGUGGAAAGUGCAUUGGCGUCCAUUUUCUCAAGGGUUCUCAUUUCGCCUGAUGUACCAACGCCAGCGAAGGAGAAGGAGCGCAAAGCUUCGGAUGAGCGCAAGAGAGGGAUCAUCGAGCCCUUUCUCAAAAUGAUCGGGGUCGAUGAGAGAGGACCUUCUGGGAGUGGGAAUUAA